Symbiodinium sp. CCMP2456 is the source of this 999-nucleotide messenger RNA. NCBI's taxonomy places the organism in Eukaryota, Dinophyceae, Suessiales, Symbiodiniaceae. The record is from the annotation of a GenBank genome assembly.
AUGCUCGAGAAAGAUCAUGCUCGUAGCAGUGUCUGCAGAUCGAAGCAGAAAGAGCUCAUCGUCCCCGUGGGCUUGCCUGGAACUGGCCUCCACGACUACUCGCGGCGCCUACGUGAGGAGAACCCAGAUUUGCUGGAGAUCGGUGACGGGAUGAUAGAAGAGUGGUGCUUGUCCAGCGGGCUUCAGCGGAGUAGGGCACCUGGCCCUGAGCACUCCAGCGAUGAGCCGGAUCUGGAGGCCUUCGAAGAGUUCGACCCUGAGGCACGGCGAACGCUUGGAACCCUGGCUCGGUUAAGCGGCCGCAGCCUUGUCCGAAGCAGCGUCGCUCUUGGUUUGUUGGAGGCCGAACGACGAGCGCUUUUGCAGCAGCAUCCAGAUGCUCGAAAGGUUGCCGCUGUGCUCCUCGGCAGCCCUCCGGCAGACUUUCGAGAGUGGGUGAAGAUGCGGCAAAGGGCCGACAUUGAAGCCAAGAAGGCGCUUGGCGAAGAGCUGCCAGACGAGGCUUCGGAGACCCUCAGCUUUGGUGUGCCUGAUGCUCUGGACAAGGCGCUGGGUGAAUUCGCUCGCUUCACCUUGCCGAGCAGAGCUGAAGGUUUCGACGAGGUCCGGUAUGAAUGGGCCAACGAGGAAGCAGCAAAGCAGGAGUUGCUGGCCUGGCAGCAGCAGCGAAAGGCCAGCCACGUGGUGACGGGCCUUAAGCCCGGCAAGUGGUUCCACUCGCAGAUGGAGGCUUGGAAGAAACUGAAGCAAGCCCUGAAGCAAGGGCAGAUUUCCUUCGCCAAAAAGGCCGACAACAACCCUGCAUUGAGUGGUUUGGCGGCAGAGAUAAAUCUCGGCGAUGUCAAGGAUUUACAUGACGGAGACGGCAAGGGCACGCCCAUCUACGCCAACUUCAAGUAUGAGGACUGGAUCGUGCUUUCCUGGCGCUACGAGUUGCACUUGCUUUGCCACUCCUUCCUCAUCGAUGCUGCGGAUCCGGAACGGCGUGGAAUCCCUGAG